UUUUCUUCUUCGUUUUGAAAAAACACAUUUAAAAACCUUUCUUUGUCCAUGAAUACGGAAAAUCAAACCAACUAUUCGAUUCAUAAAGCCUCUCCUUUCGAUCGAUUCUCGCCCCCAUAAAUCUCACUUUAGCUCUUCUUGACCCUUCUCUUCAUAGCUGUCCACUUCUGCUCAGAACAUCUCUGUACAAUCUGUCUCGACUCUCCACAACAAUGGCGGCCUCCAUACAGUAUAGGCCACAAGAAAGGGGCCAUGGGAUGGUGAUGAAGGAGAACGAUGAUGAUCUUGCUCUGUUCCUUGAGAUGCAGAACAGCGAAAAGGAGCGGAAGGACCUGCUUUUUCAGAACUCCAAUGAGUUAGACAAUCAAUUAGGAUCAAAACAAGACAGGUCUCAGAUAACUAAGAUACCCUUAAGAUUGCCUGUGAAAAUGGACCGGCUGGAUGAUUUUCUGAACUCGGAGAACAACAAAACAGAUUAUGAUUGGCUUCUUACACCACCUGGAACUCCACUUUUCCCUUCGGCAGAAGUAGAAUCUCAGAAAACUGUAAUAAAUCAGACUGGGAUCUCUCAUUCUCAGGCCACUGCUCUGAAGUCUAGGCUUGCAAAGCCGCUGGCAGAGCCUGCUUCAAGGAAUAAUAUGAUGUCUUGGCAUCCAUCUUUGUCUACUAGGUCAAGCUCUUCUGGUGCUCGAAAUAGAAGGCCGUCUUUGGUGGGAUCGACAUUAACUGCUUCUAGACCAGCAACACCAACCGGACGACCCACUUUACCCGUGAUAUCAAAGCUUGCAAGAUCCUCCACGCCUACUCUACGAGCAACGUUGUCUUCCACUAAGACCACAGCUCGUCCAGUUCGAUCUUCAACUCCAACAAGGUCUACUGUGCGUUUGUCUACUCCAAUUGCCAAAGCCUCUGUAACAUCAGCUUCCAAUUCAAUAUCAAGAUCAGCAACACCAACCAGUUGGUCAUCAACUCCGUCUAGCACGCCUAGCACAUCUGCUCCUCCUAGUAGGUCUUCUUCCGUGACAAGGUCAGGUCAAGCAACAAUGAAAAAUAUGGUACCAUCACGUGGUACUUCUCCAACAGUGAGAUCUAGGCCACGGAAACCUUCUGAGAUGCCUGGUUUAUCCCAUGAUGCUCCUUCGAAUUUAAGGACAUCAAUUCCUGAAAUACCUGCUUCACCUUCCAGGGGUAGACCAGGUGCACCGAGUACUCAAUCCUCUUCUAUUGAGACUAGCUCUAAUGGAAGAACGAGACAGCAAUCAUGCUCUCCUUCCAAGGGUCGAGCACCACAUGGUAAUGCAUAUAACAAUGGCAGCUCCGUGCCUUCAAUGAGGCGAACACAUUCCAGUACUAGUGACGAUGUGAGCCCUGGGUUGAUUGGAACUAGGAUGGUUGAAAGAGUAGUGAACAUGAGGAAACUAGCUCCACCGAAGCAAGAUGAUCACCUCUGUGGUCAUAAUUACCCCAUAGGGAAGUCUCUAUCAUCUCAGGACAGCUCUGGUUUUGGAAGGACACUUUCCAAAGAAUCUUUAGACAUGGCUUUGAGGCAUAUGGAUAUAAGGCCAAGGCGAAGCAUUCCAGGUAAUCUACGCCCACUAAAGACGAACAUCCCAGCUUCUUCUAGGUUCAACGUGAGAACAGGGUCCACAAAAAGUCCAACAGUUGGUGUUUUGGACUCUCCUCUUGGCACAAGCAGCAAUGCCAGUUCCGAGCCUAGUGUCAACAAUAAUUCACAUUUUUUAGAUGGGAGUGAAGUGGAAGACAGUGAUCUGGGCAGUGAUAGAGCACACUCCUCUCCUGCCAGCCAAUAGGUGACGGGUAAGAUUUGUAGUCACAAAACAUGGACUAAAUCUGCGCGUUCAGAUUGUUUUGACCUGUUUAUGUUUACUUGCAAGUUAAAUCAGAAAGAGAGGAGGUAUCUAAUAUUUUUUUCCAAAAUUUAUUUGGAAAGUUGUAGCUGAAUAUAUUUUUCAGGAUCCUUUGUAAUAUUAGUAAGAACUAUUUGUAAUUAAAAUGUGAUAAUUGAAAUUAAAUUGCUGC
This is a messenger RNA of Cornus florida, 2040 nucleotides long. RefSeq lists its product as uncharacterized. Gene Ontology annotation, biological process: cortical microtubule organization. The coding region runs from base 213 to 1811 and encodes 532 amino acids. The record is from RefSeq and is a predicted model, not a curated record. Lineage: Eukaryota; Viridiplantae; Streptophyta; Magnoliopsida; Cornales; Cornaceae. Gene Ontology annotation, cellular component: cortical microtubule. The transcript is spliced from 6 exons.